CGCCUGCGCUGGCUGUGUGUCCACCACGUUGAUGCUAUGUACCUUCUUACUUACCGCGUUGGGGUUGGGUGGGGGUGUGACCUGCAAUGACUGGGUACCCGAGGCGUCUGGAGAUGUAUCGGAAUUGGGCGCAGAAGCAGUGUUGACUUUUUUCCUUCACUCUAGGAAGGACGCGGACGCGGGCGAGAGUGGAGGUGGAGGUGGGAAGACGUCGUCGUUGUUGUUAUCGUGUGUAUGGAUGUGUGGGAUAGAGUAAGAGUAGUGGGCGUACGGAUGUGAUGUGUAUUAGUUAGCUUGGCGAGUGGUAUUACAGUGCGAUUGACGAUGGGUGGUGAAUCGAAUCCGAUGGAAUGGUGAUUUGUUCUAGUCAGCCACUUGAGGCUGAGGCGGGAAGUGGAU
Molecule: messenger RNA, 399 nt
Organism: Tricharina praecox
Lineage: Eukaryota; Fungi; Ascomycota; Pezizomycetes; Pezizales; Pyronemataceae
Exons: 1
Coding region: 32-256 (74 amino acids)
Source: RefSeq, a predicted model, not a curated record